UUCACCAACACAGUAUUUUGUAUUGGAAAAUUGAAGCUUCCAUCAUGUCAUUUCCUCUCCUUGCUCCGGCUCCCAGCUGCAAUUUCAUCACGACACAUUGCCACAGCAUCUCGAAUAAAUCAAACGUCAAGAGAUCCAUUGUUGUCCAAGCGAGAAAAUUUGUUGCCACGGCUCAAGGUUUUGAUCAAAAAAUAGAUAGAAGAUCUGCCGAUUAUCAUCUUUCGAUUUGGAAAGAUAAUUAUAUUCAAUCGCUUAAGAGUGAAUAUUUGGGGAAAUCAUGUUAUGAACGAGCAAAUAAACUAGUAGGAGAAGUGAGAAUGAUGCUUGACAAAGAGAUCAAUCCUUUGGAGCAACUUGAGCUAAUCGAUACCUUGCAAAGACUUGGAUUAUCUUAUCACUUUGAAAAUGAAAUCAAGACAAUUUUGGAUAGUGUAAGUGCUGAUCACAUCGAUGUUGCAUGGAAGAAAGAUAACUUAUAUGCUACAGCAAUUGAAUUUAGGCUCCUAAGGCAGCACGGCUAUAAAGUAACUCAAGAGGUUUUCUCUACUUUCACGGACGAGAAGGGGAACUUUAAGGCAAGUCUUUGUGAGGAUUGCAAAGGGCUGCUUAACUUGUAUGAAGCUUCAUACCAUUUGGUAGAGGGUGAAAGCAUGUUGGAGAAGGCAAGAGAUUUCGCAGCUAAACGUCUCAAGGAAUAUCUGAAGCAGAACAAAGAUCCAUACCUUUCCUUACUUGUGGAGCAUGCUUUGGAACUUCCGCUGCAUUGGAGGAUGCCCAGGUUCGAAGCCAGGUUUUUCAUAGAUGUGUAUGAGGGACGAGAGGACAGAAAUCCCAUUCUUUUGGAGCUUGCUAAGUUGGAUUUCAAUAUGGUGCAAGCUGCGCACCAGGAUGAUCUAAAAUAUGCUUCGAAGUGGUGGAGGGAUUUAGGAAUAGGCAAAAAGUUAACCUUUGCCAGAGACAGGUCGAUGGAGAACUUUUUAUGGACUGUGGGCGAGGCAUCUGAUCCUCAGUUUGGGUAUUUUAGAAGAACUGAGACAAAGAUUAAUACAUUCAUAGCAACUAUAGAUGAUGUUUAUGAUGUGCAUGGUACCUUGGAUGAGUUAGAGCUCUUCACUGAAGCUGUUGACAGAUGGGAUACCAAUGCAAUGCAGCUGCUUCCAGAAUAUAUGCAGAUAUGUUUCCUUGCUCUUUACAAUUUCGUAAACGAAAUGGCUUUUGACGUUCUUAAGGAUAAAGGAUUUGACACCAUUCCUUUCCUGACGAAAGCGUGGGCAGACAUGUGUAAAUCAUUUUUACUGGAGGCAAAGUGGUAUUACAGUGGAUAUACACCUACCCUGCGGGAGUACAUUGAUAAUGCGUGGAUUUCAGUUACAGCUCCUGUAAUCCUAUCACAUGCUUAUGUGUUAACAAAUUUAGAGACAAAUGAGUGCUUCGAAUCCUUCGAAGAAUACUCCAACAUAAUCUACUGUUCGUCUAUAAUUUUUCGACUUGUUAAUGAUCUUGCAACAUCAUCGGAUGAAUUAAAACGAGGUGAUGUUCCUAAAUCAAUUCAAUGUUAUAUGCACGAAACUGGAGUUUCGGAAGAAGAAGCUCGACGACACAUAUGGAAUUUGAUUGAUGCAACAUGGAGAAGGAUGAACGAAGAGCAAAUUGUUGGCUCUCGUUUUCCUCGACCAUUUAUUCAGAUUGCUGUGAACCUCGCAAGGACUGCUCAAUUCAUGUACCAGCACCAUGAUGGCUAUGGGGUUGAAGAUGGUGAGACCAAGGAACGUGUCCUAUCACUAUUCGUGAAUCCAAUUCCAUUGAGGUGAAGUCAUCAAAAUAUAGAACUUAGAAGGUGAUAUUAGUAUUUUUUUUACUAAAUUUUUUUUUUAUUAAUUUUACCAAUGUAACUAUAAACUUUAAAUGAGUCAUUAUAUUUUGAUUUGUACUCGAAUGAAUCUUUAAUUUCAAUUAAAGAUUAACCAUCCUCGAACCUAAUAUCAAUUAAUAUUUUCUCUUCA
Molecule: messenger RNA, 2003 nt
Organism: Theobroma cacao (cacao)
Lineage: Eukaryota; Viridiplantae; Streptophyta; Magnoliopsida; Malvales; Malvaceae
Product: terpene synthase 10-like
Biological process (GO): diterpenoid biosynthetic process
Molecular function (GO): magnesium ion binding; terpene synthase activity
Source: RefSeq, a predicted model, not a curated record